Molecule: messenger RNA, 1407 nt
Organism: Ectocarpus sp. CCAP 1310/34
Lineage: Eukaryota; Phaeophyceae; Ectocarpales; Ectocarpaceae
Source: the annotation of a GenBank genome assembly
UCUCUCAAGUACACGGAGCAACACAGAACCGGGCCAUGCUAGCACCUUCCCCCAGGAUUCCCGUGCGGUGGCCAUCGCAACUGUCGCUCUGCAGCAACAGCUCCUCUCGCGAUGGCCUGGCUGCGUCUUCGCCCGCUGCGGUUUCCAGCGUCUACGCAGCAGCUGAGCAAGGGGACCUGGCUCGGAUGAAGGGGUUUUUGGCCGGAGGGGGCAACGUCAACAAGAGGAGCAAGGAGGGAUACAGCAUCUUGCACCUUGCGGCCAUGAGGGACCAACAAGCCAUGGUGGAGUUGCUCCUGAAGGAGGGAGCGGACCCGGACGUUCAUGACAACGGGGAGGGGCUAACUCCCCUCAUGUGGGCAGCACAGCUGGGGCACGCAGAGGUGGCAAACUCUCUGAUCGAGGGCGGCGCCGACAUGGAGCAAGAGGAUAGGGAAGACCUCACGGCGUUGCACUGGGCCGCCCGCAUGGGGCAGGAGCGCGCCUUGCUCGUGCUCCUGGAUCACGCCGCAGAUGUCGAGACCGUGGACUACGACGGAAACACGCCCCUCAUCUGGGCCACCCGCGGGGGGCACCGUGACUGCGUUGGCCACCUCCUCGACCACGGGGCAACAACCACCACCCCCGAUGAGAACGGCAACACCGCGCUGCACUUCUCGUGCCAGACGGGCAACGCGGGAAUCACCUCCGAUCUGCUAGACUGGGGAGCGCUGGCCACCGCGCAAGACUAUUGGGAGUUUACUCCGGUCCACCGGGCGUGCUCUCAAGGCCACGGCAACGUGCUCAAGGAGCUCCUGCGGCAGCGCUCCGGCCGGGCAAGGGCGCGCGGUGGCGGCGCCGGCGGAGGGGGCGCCGACGACGGGUCUGGGGGAGAUUUCUGGGAGGGGGGCCUGGCCAGGGCAUGGGGCGGCGGUGGCGGCGGCGGCGGCGGCGGCGGCGGCGGCAAUGUGGGAGAGAGGAGGGGCACGGGAGGAGGGCGAGGGAAAGGGGGGGGAGGGGGAGGGGGGAGGCGCGGCGGCAGCAGAAGCGUGGCGGCCCCUCUGCCCUCCGAGGUGGUGGACAUCCGGAACCACUUCCACGCGACCCCGCUGCACAGGGCCGCGGCGAAGGGGCAUGCAGAGGUGGUGACAAUGCUGGUGCAGAACGGCGCCAGCGUCGACUCGAGGGACGGUUUUUUCUACACCCCGCUCCACCUCGCCUGCAUCAACGGCGCAGAGGCUAGCGUGGAAGCCCUCCUCCGCGCCGGCGCCGACCCGGCCAUCAAGGCGCAGCAGGGCGUAACGCCGCUCAUCGCCGCCAGGAAACCCGAGGUGCGUGAGCUCCUGAAGAAGGCGCUGGAGAAGCGGAAAAAAUCGCUCUGGGAGGUGGACUUGUCUAGCGGCGGCGGGGGCGGGGGCGGCGGGGGGG